Molecule: messenger RNA, 487 nt
Organism: Staurois parvus
Lineage: Eukaryota; Metazoa; Chordata; Amphibia; Anura; Ranidae
Source: the annotation of a GenBank genome assembly
CUCCACCGACCUGAUGAUGGGGAGGGAUGGUGCGACCUUCCUGUGUGGAAUCCUGGGAAUACAGAGGACGGGGACAUCUCUCUGGUGGGUUCCCAUGACUGGAUCUAUCUACCUGAUGGUGGUGAGGGAUGGUGUGACCUUCCUGUGUGGAAUCCCGGGAAUACAGAGGAUGGGGACAUCUCUCUGGUGGGUUUCUCUUAUUAGGUGACUCCAUUAUAAUGUCCUUGUAGAGAUCCUUGUGUCCCUCAGAAAGCUCCUCCAUCACUCCAUACUCCUCAUCCUCUUCUUUAUACUCUUCUAUAACAACAAUAUUAUAAUCCUCGAGGUUUCCACUCUGAAUCAAUAUUUGUCAAUCAUCUACCUGAGCAUGUUGUGUGUACUUGUGAAAUUUCUGUGUGGAAUCCCUGGAAUACAGAGGACGGGGACAUCUCUCUGGUGGGUUCCCAAUACUGGAUCCAUCUACCUGAUGAUGGUGAGGGAUGGUGUG